AUGGGCGACAAUCAACACCCUCAUUCGAGCAGCGAUCAGCCGACCUCUCACGAAGAAGGCCAACAUAACAACCAAAGAAGAGAAAAUGAAUUCUUCAGCGAGUUUGAGGACGCAAACAGAUACUCCGUCCAUGAAGUCAUCGGAAAAGGCUCUUACGGAGUCGUUUGCUCAGCCACGGAUACGAAAACGGACAAGAAAGUCGCGGUGAAGAAAAUAACCGAUAUAUUCGAGCACGUGAGCGAUGCCACGCGGAUUUUACGAGAGGUUAAAUUAUUGAGAGCGCUGAAACAUCCAGACGUGGUGGAGAUCUUACACAUUUUAUUACCCUCGAAUCCUCGAGAGUUUAAAGACGUCUACGUAGUAUUCGAACUUUUGGAUACAGAUUUGCACCAAGUGAUCAAAGCGAACGAUGACUUGACGCAAGAUCACCAUCAGUUUUUCCUGUAUCAACUUUUGAGAGGUUUGAAAUAUAUUCACACGGCGAACGUGUACCAUCGAGAUUUGAAACCUAAAAAUAUUUUAGCCAACGCGGAUUGCAAGUUAAAGAUUUGCGAUUUCGGUUUAGCUAGGCCGAGUUUCCACGAUCAAGGGCCGACGACGGUGUUUUGGACCGAUUACGUGGCGACGCGGUGGUACCGAGCGCCCGAGUUGUGCGGCAGUUUUUUCACCAAGUACACGCCGGCGAUUGAUAUUUGGUCUAUUGGGUGUAUUUUCGCGGAAAUUUUGAACGGGAAACCUAUCUUUCCUGGGAAGAACGUCGUCAAUCAGUUGGAGAUCAUCACCGAUAUUCUCGGGACACCUACCUUGGAGCAGAUUGCAAAAGUGAGAAACGAAAAAGCGAGGAGGUUUUUAGGAACGAUGAGAGUUAAACCGAAAGCGAUUUUGAAAGACAAGUUUCCGAAAGCUUCGGAGAAAGCGUUAAAGUUGCUGUCUAGGUUGUUAGCUUUCGAUCCGGACGAGCGACCGAACGCGACAGAGGCUUUGCAAGACCCGUACUUUGAAGGUUUAGCCGAUCCGAGCAGAGAACCGACGGCGAGGCCGGUGAAGGUGGAGGAUUUCGAGUUUGAAAAAAGGAAGAUUGGGAAAGAGGAAGUCAGGAGACUAUUAUACGAAGAGAUAUUGGAGUAUCAUCCGCAAGCGAAGAGAGAGUUUGAAGGCGCGGAGUUAGGGUCGAGUUAUCGAUCGGGCGAAGGAGACCAGUUUGGCGCGCAGUUCGCCGCGGCACAAAUACAAGAGGAUAUGGCGGCUGGGAGUAAGAGCGCUAUUGCACGAAAAUCACAAAGUUUACCUCGCGAAAAGAUGAACGCAUAUGUAAAAAACGCAGAAGAAGAAUACGGGGAGAGAGUCAAACGCCAGGCAGCAGAGCAAGUGUACAGAGAGAAAGUUAAUUCAGAGUCAUUUAGCGAAGGUCGAUCGAACGGUUCGCCUUCAAUCCAAGACGAUAUUUCUUUUGAAAAGGAGAAGUUAUCCUCUGCAACUGCUGCAGCAUAUUCAAUGACGCAGUCAGAGAUGGAUGAAAUGAUUGAUGUCGUGGAAACGAUGAGUUUAGACGACGCAGAUGUAGAGGAAUUAGAACGCAACGCGAGACAAAUGUUAGAAAAUCGAUAA
Molecule: messenger RNA, 1608 nt
Organism: Bathycoccus prasinos
Lineage: Eukaryota; Viridiplantae; Chlorophyta; Mamiellophyceae; Mamiellales; Bathycoccaceae
Exons: 1
Coding region: 1-1608 (535 amino acids)
Biological process (GO): protein phosphorylation; intracellular signal transduction
Cellular component (GO): nucleus; cytoplasm
Molecular function (GO): MAP kinase activity; ATP binding
Source: RefSeq, a predicted model, not a curated record